This is a messenger RNA of Thrips palmi, 1428 nucleotides long. RefSeq lists its product as uncharacterized. The transcript has 9 exons. NCBI's taxonomy places the organism in Eukaryota, Metazoa, Arthropoda, Insecta, Thysanoptera, Thripidae. The record is from RefSeq and is a predicted model, not a curated record. The coding region runs from base 28 to 1230 and encodes 400 amino acids.
ACGAGAGACCAGAGAGGACGAGACGCGAUGCAUGUCCCCGUCGAGACGGCCAAGACGGCGGCCGGCGGCUACCACCACCACGGCGGCUUCGUGACGGCCACCGUCAACCCCCAGCAGCUGCAGCAGCUGCAGCAGCCGCCGUACGAGACCACGCCCAACAACAGGGACGCCAGGUUCCUGUCCCUGUUCACCGUGGUGCAGUUCGACAACCAGCCCUGCGCCGCCGUGUCCGGAGACAACGGCACCUGCCUCGCAGUGGCGGAGUGCGGCGCCAGGGGCGGCAUGCCGUCCGGGCCGUGCGCCAACAGCUUCGGCGUCUGCUGCGUGUUCAUGGCGACCUGCGGCCAGAGCACCAGGGAGAACUGCACGUACUUCACGAACGCGGGCUACCCCAGCGCCUCGGACGGCACCGGCUCCUGCCAGCUCACCAUCCACAAGGCCCGGCCCGACAUUUGUCAGUUCAGACUGGACUUUGACCAGUUCAACAUCCAGGGCCCGGAGCCGAUGAACCACGUGUGCAGCAACGACCAGUUCAUCGUGUCGGGCGGCAGCCCCGUGCCGGCCAUCUGCGGCGUCAACACCGGCAACCACAUGUACGUGGACGCCGGCAUGGGCGUGACGAACCCCGUCACUCUGACGUUCGUCACCAGCGGCCCUUCGUUCGCCAGGAACUGGAAAGUGAAGAUCUGCCAGAUCCCCUGCAGCUCGACGUACCGCGCCGAGGAGGGCUGCCUGCAGUACUUCACGGGGGUGUCCGGCACCAUCAAGUCCUUCAACUACGACCCCAACGCCGGCCUGCAGCUCUCCAACCAGGACUACUCCAUCUGCGUCCGGAUGGAGAGGAACUUCUGCGGGAUCCAGUACACCCAGUGCACCGACACAAUCAACAACCGGACGCACUCCUUCACCCUGUCGGGCAACACGCAGGGCCAGACGCCGCUGAGCUCCAUGACGGGCAGCGCGCAGUGCAACGCGGACUGGCUGGUCAUUCCCUGCGUCAACAACGUGGGCCGCGUGUCCAUGGGGCCGGCCACCUCCACCUGCGUGGACCGCCUCUGCGGCGGCACGCUCAGCGCCGAGAUCGGCACCACGCCGUCCACCGUCUUCAGCACGGUCAAGCCCUUCCGGCUGGCCUACCACACCAACAACGUGGAGGCGCCCAACGACGCGGGCAACCGGGGCUUUUGCCUCAACUACGUGCAGCAGCCCUGCACCAACAACCUCAACUAGAGCCGCGCGGGUCCACUGUGCGUCCCGCCAUCCCGACUGAGAGGGCCUGUUACCUCAAUUGUGUUCAUGAGCGCUUAGGCAGGGGGUGUCUAAGAUGUGAUAAAGAGUGUCGACGAAAAUGUUGCGCUCCUGCAUUUGUUAAGCUGUGUUCAUGUUAUGUUUGGUCCUUUGAAUCAGUAAAGUAAUUGUUUUUGUUUA